CCGUCCGGUACGGGCGAGUGCCGAAGCGUUCCCGGGAGAAGGAGGAGCAAGAGCGGCGGGUGUCGACGACGGGGGAACCCGGACAGACUGAGCUGGAGACGAAACAACUGGCCAUCUAUGACAUCAUUCUGACCAUCUCACAGGCUCACUGCAGUAACUGCACGUUCACCGAGGAUAAGAUGAAACUGAUGCUACGCAAGCCGGCCCAGUUUAGCAUGAAGUUCGAAGGAGACCUGCUGAGCACGCAGGAUGCUAUCGAUCAGCAGAAGAUGUAUUUCGGGCAGCAGUUGGCGUCUCUCAUCACGCCAUCCAUAUCACGAGUGGUCGAGUUCGCAAAGCGAGUGCCAGGUAGCGCCACCAUCGCCGUUCGUCCAUUUUCGAAUCAAUGUCGUGCCCCUAUUAUAACUAGAAAUUCAAUAAAUCUGUUGUUCAAGCUUAUGCGUGACGGUCGCAGAAAGUACGCGAAAUAG
Priapulus caudatus is the source of this 470-nucleotide messenger RNA. Its product is annotated as ecdysone-induced protein 78C-like. The annotation marks the transcript as partial. The record is from RefSeq and is a predicted model, not a curated record. The transcript has 3 exons. Lineage: Eukaryota; Metazoa; Priapulida; Priapulimorpha; Priapulimorphida; Priapulidae.